AUGGAGAUUGCCCUCCGGCCCCAGAGCCUCCUUUGCUCCCGGAGCCACCAACCACUCGUUAUCCAGCCAGCCUUUGAAGGCGGCGGCCCUGUUCAGCAUUUGCUUCCAGUUUUGAUUCUUUCAUUUUGGGGACCAUUUGGUUUUGGGAUCAAGGUGGAUAUGGCAUCAUGGGGUUGUUUGAUGGCAGAUUGCUCUAAUAGGAAAUCAAGGAGGCUGGUGUAUCCUAAGAUAAAAGUCAAUGCUUUUAGAGGCUAUGCUCCAAAAGUUACCAUCCAAUCGAGCACGGAGAAGAGCGAACACCAUGAUUGCAAUGAAGAAACUAUUGGUACAUACAAUGGACAGUUAAGUACUGAUUUGGCAGAGUCAACAAAUGGUAGAGAUGCAGAAAAUGCCAAAGAGGAUCAGGCUCAUAAUGCUUCAAGCUGUUCAGCAUUCAGGGAAACGGAUGUGAUAGAAGAAGUUGGGUUGGACUUGUUUAAGGCAGAAUUUCCAGGAAAUGCAUUGAUUAAUAUAUCAUUAGCUGAAGUGGAAGCACUGGAUGAAGCUGAGGUCGAGGAGGAUAAAUUUGAGGUGGAUUUCUCAGGAAUUGCAUUGAGCAGUGCUGCAGUUUGGGCACUGGAUUCAAAGGAUGAAGCUAAGGCUAAAGAAGACACAUUUGUAGUAGAUUUGUCAAGAGUUGCACCGUAUUGUGCUGCAGCAGGGGAAGUGAUAGAUGAAGCUGAGGCUAUGCAGGAUACAUUUGUUGUGUAUUCAUCAGGCAAUGCUUCAAGCAGUGGAACAUAUGGGGAUGUGGCUGAGGUGGCUGAACAGCUGGGUGAUAAACAAAAGCAAUUAACUUCUGGAUUACCUGAACAAGACCUAUGUAUUGUUCAAUUUUCUGAGCAAAACCAUGCCAUUGUUGGUUCCCCCAAGCAGGAUGUUGGUUUAUUGGAGCAAAAACAAGCAAUUGUUGGCUCCUAUGAACAAGAUCAAUCAAUUGUUAGUUCGCAUGAACAAGACCGAUCUGCUGAUGGUUCUCAUAGUCAAGAUGAAUCAAUUGUCGGUGCGCCUGAGCAAAUCCGAUCCAUUUUUGGCUACCAUAAAUCAGAUCAAUCUAUUGUUGGUUCCUAUAGACAAGAUAAAUACACUGUUGGUUUGCCUGAGAAUUUCAAAUCCAUUGUUGGCUACUAUAAAUCAGAUGAAUAUGUUGUUGUUCCUCACAAACAAGAUGAACCAAUUGUUGGUGUGCCCGAACAAACCCAACCCGUUAUUUCUCACAGGACACCAGAUCGAUCUAUUGUUGGUUUUCCCAAACACCACCACUCAAUUGUUCAUAUCCCUGAACAAAAACAAUCCAUAGUUGGUUUCCAUAUACAAGAUUUGUCAAUUGUUGACAGCUCCAUGGAAUCUCAAACAAAGCAACUGGCCGUUGUCCGGACUCAUGAUUCAUUGCUAACGAAGAAAGUGGAAGCUAAGGAUGGAGACUACACAUCUCAAAAAACUGAUGGGGAUACGCUUAAUGCAAAGUUUGAUGUUGACAACUUGUUACAGAAAUAUAAGGAAGGUUUUACUGAAGAAGCAGCUGAGAUGACAACUAGCACGAGAAUUGAUGAGGAACGUCUUGACAUGAUUGAAGAGAAGAAAGGCAUAAGAGUGGAUGAAUGGAUUGUUACCGAAGAAGGGAUCUCAAUGAGCGAGGCUGACUUUCUUCCUCUGCUUUGUGAAAAAGAGAGUUCAUGGGUUGAAGAUGAAGUGGAGAUAACUGAGGAUGAAGAACAGUAUGAAGUUGAUGAGAUACCUAUGUUUGCUGAACAAGAUAUCCAGGAGUUACCUCACCAUGACGUGGACCAACAAGCACUACAGAGGAUGCUUCAAGAACUUACCAUAAAAAAUUAUUCACUGGGAAGCAAGCUUUUUGUUUUUCCAGAGGUAUUGAAAGCUGAUUCAACUAUUGAUCUCUAUUUUAAUCGUGAUUUAUCAACUUUAGCCAAUGAGCAUGACAUACUCAUUAAAGGAGCAUUCAAUGGGUGGAAGUGGAGGUUUUUCACUGAAAAAUUGCACAUGAGCGAACAGGGAGGGGACUGGUGGUGCUGCAAACUGUACAUUCCCAAGCAGGCAUAUAGAUUAGAUUUUGUGUUCUUUAACGGCCGCACAGUAUAUGAAAAUAAUGGAAAUAAGGAUUUUAUGAUACAAAUAAAAAGCACCAUGGAUGAACAUUUGUUUGAGGAUUUCUUGGUUGAAGAUAAGAAAAGAGAACUUGAGAGAUUGGCCAUUGAAGAAGCUGAAAGGAGGAGACAAGCUGAAGAGCAGUGGCGAAGGGAGGAAGAAAGGGAAGCAGAUGAAGCUGACAAGGUACAAACGAAGGUUGAGGUUGAGAUAAAGAAGAAAAAAUUGCACAAUGUACUGGGUUUAGCCCGACCAUCUAUUGAUAAUUUGUGGUACAUAGAGCCUGUCGUAACUAGACAAAGGGCUGCUGUCAGAUUGUAUUAUAACAGAAGCUCGAGGCCACUUGUUCACAGUACUGAGAUUUGGAUGCAUGGGGGCUACAACAAUUGGAUUGAUGGACUCUCUUUUUCUGAAAGACUUGUUCAUCUUGAUGACAAAGAUGGUGAUUGGUGGUAUGCAGAUGUUGUCUUACCUGAAAGAACAUUUGUGUUGGACUGGGUUUUUGCUGAUGGGCCACCAGGGAAUGCAAGGAAUUAUGACAACAAUGCAUGGCAGGAUUUUCAUGCUAUCCUUUUAAAUAACAUGACCGAGGAAGAAUAUUGGGUGGAAGAAGAACAGCAGAUCUAUAGAAGGCUUCAACAAGAGAGGAGAGAAAGGAAGGAUAGUAUUAAAAGGAAGGCUGAGAGAACUGCAAAAAUGAAAGAUGAGAUGAAGAAAAAGACUACGAAAAUGUUUCUGCUUUCUCAAAAACACAUUGUUUAUACUGAACCACUUGAAAUACGUGCUGGAACCACUGUUGAUGUGCUUUACAAUCCUUCUAAUACAGUGCUAACUGGAAAGCUGGAGGUUUGGUUUCGAUGUUCCUUUAACCGUUGGAUGCAUCCAGGUGGUGUGUUGACGCCUCAGAAGAUGGUAAAAGUAGAAAAUGGCUCACACUUAAAAGCAACAGUUAACGUGCCACGAGAUGCCUAUAUGAUGGAUUUUGUUUUCUCGGAGUUUGAAGAAGGUGGAAUUUAUGACAACAGGAAUGGGUUGGACUAUCAUAUUCCUGUUUUUGGUUCGACUGCAAAGGAACCUCCUAUCCAUAUAGUCCACAUUGCUGUUGAGAUGGCUCCCAUUGCAAAGGUUGGAGGCCUUGCUGAUGUUGUUACUAGUCUUUCACGUGCUGUCCAAGAUUUAGGACACAAUGUUGAGGUUAUUCUUCCAAAGCAUGAUUGCUUGAAUCUAAGCAAUGUGAAGAAUUUACAUAUGCAUCAAAGUUUUUCUUUUGGUGGUUCUGAAAUAAAAGUAUGGUGUGGACUAGUAGAAGACCUCUGUGUUUACUUCUUAGAACCUCAAAAUGGGUUAUUUGGAGUUGGAUGUGUGUACGGAAGGAAUGAUGACCUUCGAUUUGGGUUCUUCUGUCAUUCUGCUCUUGAGUUUCUCCUCCAGAGUGGAUCUUCUCCGCAUAUACUACAUUGCCAUGAUUGGUCAAGUGCUCCUGUUGCCUGGCUAUACAAGGAACACUAUGCACAAUCCAGUUUGACAAAUGCACGGGUUGUAUUUACCAUCCAUAAUCUUGAAUUUGGAGCACAUUAUAUUGGCAAAGCAAUGAGAUAUUGUGAUAAAGCCACAACUGUCUCUAAUACAUAUUCAAGGGAAGUGUCAGGUCACGGUGCCAUCGCUCCUCAUCUUGGAAAAUUCCAUGGCAUUCUCAACGGGAUUGAUCCAGAUAUCUGGGAUCCGUACAAUGACAACUUUAUCCCGGUCCAUUACACUUCUGAGAAUGUCGUUGAAGGCAAGAGUGCUGCAAAGAAGGCCCUGCAGCAGAAGCUUGGGUUACAACAAAAUGAUGUGCCUAUUGUUGGAAUCGUCACUCGCUUGACAGCCCAGAAAGGAAUCCACCUCAUCAAGCAUGCAAUUCAACGAACACUUGAAUGGAACGGACAGGUAGUUUUGCUCGGUUCGGCCCCAGACCCUCGAAUCCAAGGUGAUUUUGUCAACUUUGCGAAUACUCUCCAUGGCGUAAACUAUGGCCGAGUGAGACUCUGUUUAACCUACGAUGAGCCUCUUUCACAUCUGAUAUAUGCUGGCUCUGAUUUCAUUUUGGUUCCAUCUAUAUUUGAGCCUUGUGGGUUAACUCAGCUGGUCGCCAUGCGGUAUGGAGCUAUCCCUAUUGUUCGGAAAACUGGAGGGCUAUACGACACUGUCUUUGACGUGGAUAGUGACAAGGAACGGGCCUGGGCACGAGGCCUUGAGCCGAACGGGUUCAGCUUUGACGGAGCUGACAGCCGUGGUGUUGACUAUGCCCUUAACAGGGCGAUCUCUGCUUGGUUCGAUGCUCGGAGCUGGUUCCACUCCCUCUGCAAGAGAGUCAUGGAGCAGGACUGGUCCUGGAACCGGCCUGCCCUGGACUACAUCGAGCUCUACCAUUCAGCGUCCAAAUUGUGAUAACCUAACCAAUGGGCGCUUGUUGUCGGGUGCAACACCAUUAAAGUUUAUUGCAGGCUCCUGGACUGGGCAUUGCUGUACAGAACCCAGCCCCCACCAACCCCAAGUACCCCCACCCACCCAAGAGAGGCCGACAUUUUCGAAGUUCAGUUAUGCAUAGUUUGUUUCAGAAUAAUGAUCCUUUGAGCAUGUAUGUUUGUUUCCUAUGUUGUGGAAUUCUAGUCUUCAGUUCCGCCGCAAGCGAAUUAGCAUAGAUUGUCAUGGCAACUCCACUUCCUACGCCUCCUGCGUGGCAGCC
Molecule: messenger RNA, 4873 nt
Organism: Setaria italica (foxtail millet)
Lineage: Eukaryota; Viridiplantae; Streptophyta; Magnoliopsida; Poales; Poaceae
Product: starch synthase 3, chloroplastic/amyloplastic
Exons: 16
Coding region: 1-4575 (1524 amino acids)
Molecular function (GO): alpha-1,4-glucan glucosyltransferase (UDP-glucose donor) activity; starch binding
Source: RefSeq, a predicted model, not a curated record